GGCUGGUUGUAGCUCCUCGCGCGUGUUUACAUCCGGCCCGGCAGUGUCGCAGCCCGAGGUCGCUGUGCUCCGGUCCGGGUGGCCGUGCCAUGGACACUAGCGACCUGUUCGCCAGCUGCAGGAAAGGGGAUGUGGGCCGCGUGCGGUACCUGCUGGAGCAGCGUGACGUGGAGGUGAACGUGCGGGACAAGUGGGACAGCACCCCACUGUAUUAUGCCUGCCUGUGUGGGCAUGAGGAGCUGGUGCUCUACCUCCUGGCCAAUGGAGCCCGCUGCGAGGCCAACACCUUCGACGGUGAGCGCUGCCUGUAUGGGGCGCUGAGUGAUGCCAUUCGUCGGGCACUACGCGACUACAGGCAGGUCACAGCUGCCUGCAGGCGACAUGACUACUACAACGACUUCCUGCAGCGGCUCCUGGAGCAGGGCAUCCACAGCGACGUGGUCUUCGUGGUGCAUGGAAAGCGGUUCCGGGUGCACCGGUGCAUCCUGGGUGCCCGCAGUGCCUACUUCGCCAACAUGCUUGACACCAAGUGGAAGGGCAAGAGCGUGGUAGUCCUCAGGCACCCCCUGAUCAAUCCGGUGGCCUUUGGGGCCCUGCUGCAGUACCUGUACACAGGCCACCUGGACAUUGGCGUGGAGCAUGUCAGCGACUGUGAGCGCCUGGCAAAGCAGUGCCAGCUGUGGGACCUGCUUAGUGACCUGGAAGCCAAGUGUGAGAAGGUGUCUGAGUUUGUGGCGUCCAAGCCAGGCACAUGUGUGAAGGUGUUGACCAUCGAGCCCCCAGCCACUGACCCCCGGCUGCGGGAGGACAUGGCGCUGUUGGCUGACUGUGCCCUGCCGCCUGAGCUUCGUGGUGAUCUUGGGGAGCUGCCCUUCCCUUGCCCCGACAGCUUCAACAGCUGCCCAGACAUCUGCUUCCGUGUAGCUGGCUGCAGCUUCCUCUGCCACAAGGCCUUCUUCUGCGGCCGCAGCGACUACUUCCGGGCCCUUCUGGAUGAUCACUUCAGAGAGAAUGAGGAGGCUGAGGCCUCAGGGGACCCCCCCGUUGUCACCCUGCAUGGCAUCUCACCUGAGGUCUUCACCCAUGUGCUCUACUACGUAUAUAGUGACCACACUGAGCUGUCCCCCGAGGCGGCCUAUGAUGUACUGAGUGUGGCCGACAUGUACCUGCUGCCUGGCCUGAAGCGGCUGUGUGGCCGCAGCCUGGCACAGCUCUUGGAUGAGGACAGUGUGGUAGGGGUGUGGCGCGUAGCCAAGCUGUUCCACCUGGCGCGACUGGAGGACCAGUGCACUGAGUACAUGGCCAAGGUCAUUGAGAAGCUGGUGGAGCGCGAGGACUUUGCGGAGGCUGUGAGGGAGGAGGCAGCAGCUGUGGCAGCCCGGCAGGAGACGGAUUCCAUUCCACUGGUGGACGACAUCCGCUUCCAUGUGGCCAGCACUGUGCAGACCUACAGCGCCAUAGAGGAGGCGCAGCAGCGGCUACGGGCCCUGGAGGACCUGCUUGUGUCCAUCGGCCUGGACUGCUGAGCACCUGGGACAUGCGUGCAUGUGCACCUGUAUGUGCCACAGCUCUUCCUGCCCCUUGCAUGUCUCAGAUUGAAGCGGUCUCUGCCCCAUGUGCGCC
Octodon degus (degu) is the source of this 1623-nucleotide messenger RNA. RefSeq names its product ankyrin repeat and BTB domain containing 1 (gene Abtb1). Gene Ontology annotation, cellular component: ubiquitin ligase complex; cytoplasm. Bases 90 to 1526 code for a protein of 478 amino acids. The record is from RefSeq and is a predicted model, not a curated record. NCBI's taxonomy places the organism in Eukaryota, Metazoa, Chordata, Mammalia, Rodentia, Octodontidae. The transcript has 12 exons. Gene Ontology annotation, molecular function: protein binding.